Messenger RNA from Paramormyrops kingsleyae, 2731 nucleotides. Its product is annotated as leucine-rich repeat and immunoglobulin-like domain-containing nogo receptor-interacting protein 1. Gene Ontology annotation, cellular component: plasma membrane. The record is from RefSeq and is a predicted model, not a curated record. Gene Ontology annotation, molecular function: protein binding. Lineage: Eukaryota; Metazoa; Chordata; Actinopteri; Osteoglossiformes; Mormyridae.
UUCUGACAGUACUUAGUAAUUUGGUCUCGAUUUGGUGUUUUAUUUUAAUGACAUUUUAGUCUUACCUGUCCAUCAUUUAAAACCUGGUUUCUGAAAUACUAUUUAAAUAACAACCUAUGACUGGCUGGGUAACUUGACUUAAAAUUUUAAAAGAUCUGACGCGUCAUUUAACCUGCAGCACAAUUAAGUUCAGCCUGCCGCCGAGACCAUUCAAGCAUUAUUUAUCAAGUGGCGGCGUCCUGCUUUUAUAAUGUCCGCUACCCCACCCUUCACCUCCAUACCCUCUCUGGUUCCCUUCCACAGAUGAGAAAGGGAUAUCGUGAUUGCCUUGGGGGAGGUGUAAAGACACGAUUGUUUUUCCAGUCGGGUGUGUGAGCGCCAUGUAGCAUAACUAAAGUUGUCUAAACAUACUCAGAAGCAGAGCUCGCAUGGACUGGAGGGACUUUAGACGGAAUGGGCAGACGACGAAGAGGAGUCGCACAGCUGGAAGUUCGGCGAAUAAGUCGCCGAAGCAUGUAUCUAUAAAGUUACUGCGAAGCCUCCCACGGGCAGGGCAGAAGAUGUUCGUGGAGGCAGCUGUCCAGUGGUGGGUGUGGCCCACCAUUGUCUAUCUUAUGCCAAUGGCUUGGGUGCGAGUGGUUGACUCUUCCCUGCCCUGUCCCCAGAAGUGUGACUGCUGGCUGGAGACAUUGCAGGUAAACUGUUCCGAAAGGUUGCUGGUGACAGUACCCGAGGGCUUCCCUAGCAACACCCGGCUUCUGGACCUGUCCCGGAACCAGCUGAAGACGCUGAGCUACAGGCAGUUCUCCAGCCUGGUGCACCUGCGCGAGUUGAACCUCAGUGACAACUUGCUGUCCAUGAUCGAGGGGGAGGCCUUCCAGGGCCUGCAAAGUCUGCACACACUGAGGAUCAGGAACAACCAACUGAAGAUCCUCCCUGCAGGCAUCUUCUCGGGGCUUCAAAAUCUGCGCAUGCUCGACAUCAGCAGAAACGAGAUCGUGAUCUUGCUUGAUUAUACCUUCCGUGAGUUGGGCAGCCUGCAGCAUCUGGAGGCUGGGGAGAAUGACCUCGUGUUCAUCUCACCGCAAGCCUUUGUGGGUCUCCACAACCUGCAGGAGUUUAACCUGGACCGCUCCAACCUGAGUCAUAUUCCGAUGGAGGCCUUCUUCCAGCUCCAGGCCCUCACGCGACUACGUCUCCAGCGACUCAACCUCAGCGUGCUGCCAAACAACUCCUUCCGCCGGUUGAGUCACUUGCGUACCCUCAUGAUCUCACACUGCCCCAGCCUGGACACAGUGGCUAGCAACAGUUUAUUGGGGCUCAAUCUGAUCUCACUGACCAUCAGUCACAGCAACCUCACAGCAAUUCCAUACACAUCCCUUAACCACCUCGUCUACCUUCGUUACCUGGACCUGUCGUACAAUCCCAUCACAAUUGUAAAUGCCAACAUGUUGGGCGACUUGCUUCGGUUGCAAGAGUUCCACCUAGUCGGGUGCAACCUGUUCCGGAUCGAGCCGGGAGCCUUCCGGGGACUGGCCCACUUUCGGGUGCUCAAUGUGUCGUCCAACCACUUGCCUACCUUGGAGGAGGCCGUCUUCCGUUCUGUGGGUAACCUGGAGACCCUGAGGCUGGACAGCAACCCUCUGGCGUGCGACUGCCGUCUUCUGUGGUUGGUGCGUCGCCGCCUACGCCUGAACUUUGAUGGCCACCAGCCAUCCUGCGCUUCUCCGUACCCAGUGCAGGGCCUGGGGUUCUCUGAGGUCUUACUGCCCGGUAUCUUCACCUGCCGGCGAGCUCGAAUCUUAAACCGGAGGCCCCAAGCGGUCAAGGUUGAGGAGGGCCACACGGUACUGCUGUUCUGCAGUGGUGACGGAGACCCCAUGCCCAUCAUCAUCUGGUUGACGCCGCAACGGAGGGUCGUGUCGACCAAUGGGCGAAUCCGCGUGCUAAAUAAUGGAACAUUGGAAGUGCGCUAUGCCCAGUUACAGGACGAUGGGACAUAUGUUUGUGUGGCAUCCAACGCCGCAGGAAAUGACACCGUUCCAGUGCGGUUGCAUGUGCGCGGUUCCUCAUCCUCGUUUUUCCUGAACUCCAACAGCUCCUUCAGAAACCUCAACCCCUACCCCUUUGAUGCCAAGACCUUGAUCAUUGCCAUAACUACGGGCUUUUUUUGCUUCCUCGGCUCAAUGUCCAUCUGCUUUGUCUUCAUGCUGGUCUGGAGCCACAACAUGGGUAAAGUCACGCACACAGCCAUUGAAUUUGUGCCCCCCCGCAUUAACUGGAAUAGCAGCAGUGGGGGUGGCUCUGGUGGGGCAGAUGCCGCCAAGUUCUCCAUGAAGCUUAUGUGAUGGUAAGGAUGGAACGUGGCCUUUCCUGUGGAGCAAUGGGUGUAAAUGUAGUAACUAAGCAACAGUGAUUAAGCCCAUUCAAAGGGGGAAUCCCUAUAAGACUUGCCAUCUUUGAAAUAAUGUGCAUGAAAAUGUCUCAUAAAUUUGACUGUGCGGCCAUGAGACUGUGUAAGUUGUGUUUGAUACCUAUAGGUUUGUCUUCAGUUUUAUAUGUGUGUGUAUAUAUAUAUAAAUACGAUUCAUUUUUUUAUUCUUGUUUUUUAAGCAUGUAAAUUUAGACGUGAUUGUUUUUAUACAUGAAAGUCAGAGAAUGUUUUUGUGGUUAUGUUGAAAACUGUACAGCAAAUCUUAUCUACUAUAAAGAAAUGUUGUCGUUUGCACGG